Messenger RNA from Chrysochloris asiatica (Cape golden mole), 2034 nucleotides. It is a transcript of the gene PRKCD, whose product is annotated as protein kinase C, delta. Bases 1 to 2034 code for a protein of 677 amino acids. The transcript has 17 exons. Gene Ontology annotation, biological process: protein phosphorylation. Gene Ontology annotation, molecular function: ATP binding; diacylglycerol-dependent serine/threonine kinase activity. Lineage: Eukaryota; Metazoa; Chordata; Mammalia; Afrosoricida; Chrysochloridae. The record is from RefSeq and is a predicted model, not a curated record.
AUGGCACCAUUCCUGCGCAUCGCUUUCAACUCCUACGAGCUGGGCUCCAUGCAGACUGCGGACGAGGCGAGCCAGCCUUUCUGUGCUGUCAAGAUGAAGGAGGCGCUCAGCACAGAGCGUGGGAAGACACUGGUGCAGAAGAAGCCGACCAUGUACCCUGAGUGGAAGUCGUCGUUUGAUGCCCACAUCUACGAGGGCCGUGUCAUCCAGAUCGUUCUGAUGCGGGCAGCCGAGGACCCCAUGUCUGAGGUGACCGUGGGCGUGUCAGUGCUGGCUGAGCGCUGCAAGAAGAACAACGGCAAGGCUGAGUUCUGGCUAGACCUUCAGCCCCAGGCCAAGGUGUUGAUGUCAGUGCAGUAUUUCCUGGAAGACGUGGAUUGCCAACAGUCUAUUCGUAGUGAGGAAGAGGCCAAGUUUCCUACAAUGAACCGCCGUGGAGCCAUCAAACAGGCCAAAAUCCACUACAUCAAGAACCACGAGUUCAUUGCCACCUUCUUUGGGCAGCCCACCUUCUGUUCUGUGUGCAAGGAAUUCGUCUGGGGUCUCAACAAGCAAGGCUACAAAUGCAGGCAAUGCAACGCUGCUAUCCAUAAGAAAUGCAUUGAUAAGAUCAUCGGCCGGUGCACCGGCACCGCAGCCAACAGCCGGGACACCAUGUUCCAGAAAGAACGCUUCAACAUCGACAUGCCACACCGGUUCAAGGUGUACAACUACAUGAGCCCCACCUUCUGUGACCACUGUGGCAGCCUGCUCUGGGGGCUGGUGAAGCAGGGAUUAAAGUGUGCAGACUGUGGCAUGAAUGUACACCAUAAGUGCCAGAAAAAAGUGGCCAACCUCUGCGGCAUCAACCAAAAGCUCUUGGCUGAGGCAUUGAACCAAGUUAGCCAGAGAUCCUCCCGCAAGUCAGACUCGGGGUCUUCAGAGAGUGUUGGGGUCUACCAAAGUUUCGAGAAGAAGCCAGGAGUCUCUGGGGAUGAUUCCACAGGUGAGACCAACGGGACCUAUGGCAAGAUCUGGGAGGGCAGCAGCAGGUGUACCAUUGAGAACUUCACCUUUCACAAGGUCCUGGGUAAAGGCAGCUUCGGGAAGGUGCUACUUGCAGAGCUGAAGGGCAAAGGGAGGUACUUUGCUAUCAAGGCCCUCAAGAAGGACGUGGUUCUGAUUGAUGAUGAUGUGGAGUGCACCAUGGUGGAGAAGCGGGUGCUGGCACUCGCCUGGGAGAACCCCUUUCUCACCCAUCUCUUCUGCACCUUCCAGACCAAGGACCACCUGUUUUUUGUGAUGGAGUUCCUCAACGGGGGGGACCUGAUGUACCACAUCCAAGACAAAGGCCGUUUUGAACUCUACCGUGCCACGUUUUAUGCAGCCGAGAUCCUCUGUGGACUGCAGUUUCUACACAGCAGAGGAAUCAUUUACAGGGACCUCAAACUGGACAACGUGAUGCUGGACCGGGAGGGCCACAUCAAGAUUGCUGAUUUCGGGAUGUGCAAGGAGAACGUAUUUGGGGAGGGCCGGGCCAGCACCUUCUGUGGCACCCCUGACUAUAUUGCCCCUGAGAUCCUGCAGGGGCUGAAGUACUCCUUCUCUGUGGAUUGGUGGUCCUUUGGGGUCCUUCUCUAUGAGAUGCUCAUCGGUCAGUCUCCCUUCCAUGGUGAUGAUGAGGAUGAACUCUUUGAAUCGAUUCGAGUGGACACACCACAUUACCCCCGCUGGAUCACCAAGGAGUCCAAGGACAUUCUGGAGAAGCUGUUUGAACGGGAACCAUCCAAGAGGCUGGGAGUGACGGGACACAUUAAAAUCCACCCCUUCUUCAAGACCAUCAACUGGACCCUGCUGGAGAAGCGAGAAGUGGAGCCACCCUUCAGGCCCAAAGUGAAGUCUCCUGGGGAUUACAGCAACUUUGACCAGGAGUUCCUGAAUGAGAAGGCACGGCUUUCCUACAGUGACAAGAACCUCAUCGACUCCAUGGACCAGACAGCAUUUGCAGGCUUCUCCUUCGUGAAUCCCAAAUUUGAGCGUCUCCUGGAAAAGUGA